CGUUGCUUUUAUGUUUCCGGUCUCUCAAGUUUAUUAGAAGAAUUGGAUUGUGUAGUUUUUUUUGAUUAUUUCAGUUAAUUUUUGCUUCAGUUUAUGAAUUAACAUUAGAUUUAAUUCUGUUACGUGAAAUCAUAACGUGUUUAUUAUAAAAAUAGUGUAAAGAAAUAAUAUAAUAUUUUAGUUACUCUACAACCGACAAACGUUUCAAAAAUGACGAUCGGGAAAAACAAUAAAAUGCUUCAGCAUAUUAACUAUAGGGUUAGAAUCAUUCUUCAGGAUUCAAGAACCUUUAUAGGAACAUUUAAGGCGUUUGAUAAGCAUAUGAAUCUUAUUCUUGGAGAUUGUGAAGAAUUUCGUAAAAUUAAACCGAAGAAUACAAAACAACCUGAAACUGAACAAAAACGCGUUUUAGGUUUUGUACUUUUGAGAGGAGAAAAUAUUGUUUCUCUUACUGUAGAAGGUCCUCCACCUCCGGAGGAAGGAUUGCCUAGAGUUCCUAUUCCAGGCGCUGCACCAGGUCCUGGUAUAGGACGACCUGCUGGUCGUGGCAUGCCUGCGAGUAUUGCAGGAGUACCUGCAGGUUUACAAGGACCGGUUAGAGGCAUUGGUGGUCCAUCGCAACAAAUAAUGACACCUGGUGGUAGAGGUCAAGUUUCAGCACCACCGCAAAUGCAUCCAGGUGGUCCUCCACGUAUGCCUGUAAGUGGACCACCACCUGGUAUGAUGGGACCACCACCAGGGAUGAUGGGAAUGCCACCUGGAAUGCCACCAAUGGGAAGAGGCGGCCCACCAAUGGGACCACCAGGAAUGCGUGGCCCACCACCUGCAUAUUGAUCUUAUGAUAUUUGAGGAUGGACAUUCCAGAGUGCAACAAAUGUUUCGGGAAGCACUGCUGCUAUAGUUUUAUGCAUGGCAUAUGGCAGGUUCUUGCAACCAAAAUUUAAUAUAAGAUGUACUAUUAAGAUCACACACACAAGAAUUCUACUUCGUCUGAUAUAAUUAUGUGAAUAUGAAAUAUAUGGUUACUUUUAAAAACGUAUCUAUGUUCAUGUGUGCUCUUAGAUCAUGUAUCAACUACAAUAUAUAAAAUAAUCACAACCAAUUUGUUUUUAUAAUAAUAAUAAUAAUAAUAAUAGUGACGAUAUAAUAACAAUAAAAUAAUAAUUAUACUAAAAAAC
Messenger RNA from Polistes canadensis, 1178 nucleotides. It is a transcript of the gene SmB, whose product is annotated as small nuclear ribonucleoprotein-associated protein B. Bases 211 to 834 code for a protein of 207 amino acids. Gene Ontology annotation, cellular component: U2 snRNP; U1 snRNP; U4 snRNP. Gene Ontology annotation, biological process: mRNA splicing, via spliceosome. The transcript is spliced from 5 exons. The record is from RefSeq and is a predicted model, not a curated record. Gene Ontology annotation, molecular function: RNA binding. NCBI's taxonomy places the organism in Eukaryota, Metazoa, Arthropoda, Insecta, Hymenoptera, Vespidae.